Molecule: messenger RNA, 7935 nt
Organism: Symbiodinium sp. CCMP2456
Lineage: Eukaryota; Dinophyceae; Suessiales; Symbiodiniaceae
Source: the annotation of a GenBank genome assembly
AUGGGAAGAGGCAAAGCUGGUCGACAGCAGCAGGGCAGUUCAUGGCGAAACCAGCAAUGGGCUGGAGACAAUGGAUCAUAUGGCUGGCGGCAACAGCUGUCAUCCUCGGCGCAGGCAUGGGACAGAGAGUGGACUCAGCCGCGCAGAGCCAAGGACGAGGAGCCCUCCUUCCCAUCGUAUGCCAUGAUGGAGGCGGAGGACGACAGCGCGAAGCCGGGCCCUGCCCGAUCGGAGGAGCCACGUGGAGGCCAAAGGGUCGAGUUGGCAAAGGGCUACCAGAAGUUGGUAACCGUGGUCCGCAGAGCCGAGGUGAAGCUUCGCAAGGCGACCGAGGAGCGCGAGGCGGCCCAGGCCCGGUGGCACAAGUUCCAGGACAAGCUCCAACAAGCCUUUAUCAAAGAGCGUGGCCAGUUCAAGAAAGACAUGGCCCGCCUCGACGAGGAGAUCGAGCAGCAGCAAGCUCUACAGGCAGAUGCGCUACAGGAGCUGCAGACGGCGAUUGCCAACCCCGAGCUGCUGACCAAGGAGGCACCGAGCAAGGCCGUGAUCCCGGAGGAUGCCCUGGAGGAGUGGCAGAACCUCUUGGACAAGUGCGACGGCGAGCAGGACGAGGAGAUGGCAGAGGAUGCGGCGCGGCGUUUGGGCCGCCAGCUGCAGGAACUCCUGGGCCGGCACAUGUCUACACCGCCAAGGAGACAGACUACCAGCACACCGCGGACUCCGCCAUGCCCGACGACGAGCACGACACGGGGAGCCAUGAAGUCCCUGGAUCGGUUCAUGGACAAGGCCCUUGCGGUCGCCAAGCACCAGCAGGAGGCGGCGUACCUCGGCAUCACUGGUGCUUCGGUGACACAAGACCCUUAUGUCACGUCGCCAGGCACCAGCAACGGGACAGCGAUCAUGGAAGAGUCGACCCGGAGGGCGAGAGGCUCGACACCGCGCACCGGCAUCAAGAUGAAGAGCCGAGCCCCGCUGCCCAGUCCCAAGCCGGGCACAAACCUAGCGGAGAAGCUCGAACAGGCGAGAGCCAAGGCCUCCAUCGCGGAAGACGCGCAGCAGAUCUUCACCGACGACGAGGACGUGUCAGAGUCCGAGGUCUUGACCGAGCUCACCGCGCGCACACCCGCGGGCGAGAAGAAAGGAGGCGGAGGCAACGGGGAACGGACGCUCCCCCUUUAUGAACGGCGGCACUAUGGACCUCCCGGAGUGGAUGAUGCAGUGCCCUACAACACAGCAGGACUUUUUCGGUCCGUUCCUGCAGAUUUUGAUGUGGAUGCGGAUGGGGACAGGCCCGGCCGGGAACCUCAUCUGAGCAGCGGCGAGCCCAUAAUCUAUGACUUCAUGGACUGGUGGGCGAAAGUGAAUGAUCUCUACAGCGAUGCUGUGGAGGUGCAGGCCCUGACAUGGGCCCACAUAUGCAGAGGCGUCGGUGCCACUCUCCUGGCAGUCUGCCUCACAGCCCUGGUGCAGAUCUUGAUGGGUCAGAUGCUGCCUCAUGGACGGGCUGGACGGCUGGCUCAGCUUGGGGGAGCGCCGAGGUGCCUCUGCAAAGCCUUCAUGCUCUACAUGGUCGUGGGACAUGCUGGAGCAGUCAAGGAUCCUCCGCGGAUGACCACCAACAAGGGGAUCCCUCUACCGAGUGACUUGGAGACGUGGAUGGCCGGACAACAGACCCUCCGCGAACAGAUGGAAGCUGCAAUAGCCCGUUGGGCUGUGGAACGGCCGCUAGAACACAAUGCGGGUGUUGCGGCCACGGCAGCCUAUCAGGCCAGACCACCGGGCGACCACGUCGACGUGAUGCCGCCCACCAUGGACGAGCACACUAUACACGCGACAUUCUGGCUCGGAGCUGCCUUCUAUGAAACAGAAGUUAUUGACAUAGAAAUGCCCUUCCCAUUGGCAGUUGGGCAGAUCAAAGAAGCCUUAAAGGGCGCGGCGGCGGUGAUCCCGGAUCAGUUCGACGACAUCUACCCGACCACUCCGCAGCUCGACGGCUUCUAUGGCAGCUUCAUUGCACAGCCUUCCUGGCUGCGCAACACAGACCGGUUCGCCUUGGUCAUGGACACCAGACCGAUCGGUGGAACUGUGUUCGUGUGCUACCUGGAGGGGCGCAUCAACCGCGCCGGAGUGAUGCACCAAAUUCCCCAGUUCCUCGACCGGGAAGUUGACAUCUACACAUUUGGCGGCGACACGCCCCUACGACCGGGCAACAGCCGGCAGCCUAUCACCGGAGGGGUGAUCAGAGUGGUCCCCAGAGGGCAUCCGAACCAAUGGUCGGACAACAUUGAGCAGCGGCUGCUGCACCGACACCGCUGGAACCAGCACAUGGACCCCCCGACCUGCCUCGAGGAGCUGCACACAGUGUUCCAGUCUGCAGACGACCAGGUCAUUGAGGAGAUUGACGCUGAUGACAUCGAGCCCCUGGAAAUUGCUGCGGAGAACGCCCUGGAAUGGGAACAUGGCGAGACAUUGGUCUACCUCCCGGACAAAAGGGUAGAGAGGCUAGCCCACGGCGGCAGGCGAAUCUUCGAGCAGGUUGCUGUUAUGCCGGCAACAGCCAUGGAAGGAGAGGAGCCUUGUAUCGUCUUUGUGGAUCUACGCCCGCUCACGUACUUCCCCCAAUGGUUCCAGGCGGGCUCGGGGAUCUUUGACCCCAAGUCGAACAUCCAGGAUCUCCAGAUACCUGGUACAGAGGAGUGGACCCUGGCGAUACAAGGAGGGGAACCCCACCGGCGAGACCUACUACGGGUUCGGCACCAGGAGACGCUGACAAUGUGGUUCCACGAGUCCACAACUACAUCGUCCAGCUCCGACGAGGAGGACGGCGACUCCUCAGACGGCUGGGGAGACCCUGAACCCUGGUCGAGCGAACUCAGUGAGGGUGAUGAACCAGUGGUCCUGCAGCCGGGUGAUCCUCCAAGGGGCCCACCGCGCCCACUCCCAGUCAAUCGGAGCAGGUCACCGCGGCGACGUUCCCAGGCCCCUGACGGCGAGGCUGCAAAGUCCGUUGAACAUGCAACCACAGGAGCCUGCCCUAUCAAGCUCCGCGAACUGGUGGACCCGCCUUGCUAUGACAUGACCCAGAACUAUGUUGGAUUUCCACACAAAGCAGAGGAUAUCAGCAAGCUCCUGGCUGCGUGGCCCAUCAGUGAGGACCCCGCCAAUCUUGACGCGGUCACUUUCAAAGCAGAGACUGUGGAGGCUAUGAAGGCUUUCAUACCCCCUGCGGCGCUCUGGAGGAGUGUGCCAUCCGGAGGUGCUCCAGACUUACACAUCUACACAGAUGGCUCCUGGUGUGAAACAAAGAAACUCGGGGGCUACGCUGUGGUUGUAUUAUUGGUCACAGCCAGUGCCUCUGCUCUUUAUGAGACAAUUGGAGCACAAACGCAAGGGAACCCUGCAACGGCAUGGACCUUUGAGGCGACGCCGGCCCUCAAAAAUGAGCAGAUUGCCAUUGCCGCGGCAAUGCUAUGGCUGCUCCAGGGCUGCAACUAUGCACACUUCGGCCAGAUCAUUCUCUUCUUCGAUUGCUAUGCAGCUGGAUGGCCGGCCGAGGGUACCUGGAGCCCCGUCAACGGCUUCUCGGAGAAAACCCGCGUGCUGGAACAACUGCUAAGUCGGCUCCUGUCAGCACCUAUCCGGUUUGCACAUACCAAAGCCCAUGCAGGGAACCCUUUCAAUGAAAUGGUGGAUGUUCUUGCAAAACAAGCCGCGCAGGCGACCAUAUGCAUGAAGGAGCCACCGCCGGCUGCGAUUGAUGUCCUACAGCACUGCGACCUGAGCUGGCUCCCCCUUAUCUUCUCGGGGGAUACGCUGCCUAUCCAAGCAGGCCAAGGUUUUGCAUGGGCACAGGAAUACCAGUGGGACCACUCGACGCUAAAGCCUGAGCAGCUGAUCCCCACCAAGGGCAAUGGUACAGCAUCGGCGACUGAGAGGAUCGAGACUAAGAUCCUCAGUCUGAAUGCCCAGACACUCAGCGGCAAGAGCAGAUACUUUGAGGACCAGCUCGACCACCUCGGCUAUAACAUCGCUUGCUUCCAGGAAACCAGGGGUGCAGCUGGCCUCUGCUCCAGCAAGCGAUACCUCCGCCUGGCCACCGCCUCGGCCAAGCACUGGGGAACGGCAAUCUGGAUCAGCCGAACCAAGGGCAUCUGCAGUAGAAACGGCUGCCCAUGCAUUGUACAAGCAGAGGACAUACUGCUUGUACAUGAAGCGCCUAGACUCCUCAUACUAUCAGUCAAGGUCGCGGACCGGCAAGUGCUGCUUGUAUCGGGGCACUGCCCGCACUCGGCCCACCCGCGCGAGGCCAAAGAUUUCCUGGAUCGACUUCAGUCUCUGCUGCAGCCGUACCGUGAAACAGCGGUAAUCCUCAUGGGCAUUGAUCUCAACGGGAGGAUCCCAACGUGCCAUGAGGGAAUUACUGGAAGCCUACGGCAUGGUGAAGCCGAUGAUAAUGGACGUGGCAUGCUCUCUGUGGCAAAAGCCAUCAAUGUUUGGUUUCCCUCCACCUUCAGUGCUUUCCACCAGGGUACUACCACAACGUACCGACAGGCCAAUGGGGCCGACCACCGUAUUGACUACAUUGGCACGGGCGGAACCAUGGAGAUCAGUGAGAUAUGCAGCUGGGUGGAGGAGGACUUCGACGUGGCCAACCCCAACGAGGACCACUCCCCGGUUGCCAUCGACGUAACGGCCACUUGGACGACGAAGGGACACACCCGACGACUACACAGGCCCAAGUACGACACCGAAAAGAUGGUCACUGCGGAGGGCCGCAAGCUGAUCUCCGAUGCACUGCGGCAAUACAGCCCACCCGGAUGGCAUGUGCACCCUGACGACCACUGCCAACAUCUCCAAGAUUACCUGCACACCGUGAUGGCCAAGUAUUUUGCUGUCACUACGGAUGGCCCACGUGCCACCUACAUCAAUGACAGCAUCUGGGAGUUACGGCAGCAGAAGAUGGGCUUGAAGUACAAGGCCCGCCAUCGCCGCCAACUCUGGACGGCAUUGCUGGCAAGGGCUUUCCUUCAGUGGAAAACUGGCAAAGACUAUGGCGUUGCCCAGCUCCUUGCCAAGCAAGCCGUCCUCUACGACAUUGUGGCCGGAGCCGUUCGCUGGGCCACCAACAGGAUCAAGAAAGGCAUCUACGCGGCAAAGGCCCACUACCUCCAGGGCCUGGUCCACCAGGAAGGCGACAAGGCCUGUGACGUUCUCCGCCGAGCCAAGGCUGCGGGGGUCGGAGGCAGGCAAGCGCGGUGGGUGGCGAGGCCCCUCCCGGCGCUCAAGGCUGCUGACGGCAAGCCCGCGGAGUCCUGGAAGGAUAGAGACAAAAUUUGGCUGUCUCACUUUGGGCGACAGGAGAUGGGCUACGUGGUGGCUACUGCGCAGUACCUGAAGGAAGGCGGUCAACAAGUACUAUGCGAUGCAGAGAUCCCGUGGAGCACCGAGGAUCUCCCUACCCUGCAGGAGCUGGAGGAAGCAUUGCGGAGGGCCUCGCGGCGAAAAGCCGUAGGACUGGAUGGACUGCCGGGGGAAAUACUAGCUGCUGCCCCCCCGAAUAUGGCGGCGGCUGUAUAUCCUCUGGUCUUCAAAAGCAUGGCAGCACUUUGCCAGCCAGUGCAAUGGAGGGGGGGAAUCCUCCAAGAAUCCUGGAAGAGAGCGGGACCCUCGGACGACCCGCAGAACUACAGGUCACUGUUCAUCUCUUCACAGCUGGGAAAGUGCUAUCACCGGCUACUACGGCGGCGAGCAGCUCCACAUGUCAGUGCAGCCCUCCACGAGUUUCAUCUCGGCGCAAAACAGCGAGCCCCGGUCCUCUACCCGGCGCUGUACGUGCACGGUUUCCUACGGCGGGCGCAGCAGCUCCAGCACUCGUCUGCCAUCUUGUUUAUUGAUACCACAGCUGCUUAUUACAGAGUGAUUCGCGAGCUAUCGGUUGGACAAGUUGCCGACGACGGCGCCGUUGCACGGGUCUUUAAGUUCUUUGACCUAGCCCCUGAGGAUGUUCACGAGUUUGCAGCACUCAUCCGUGAGGGAGGCAUGAUGGGGGAUGCUGGGAUCCCGGUUUCGCUACGGCACAUGGCCAAGGACCUGUUGCAUCGUUCCUGGUUUAUCACCAGGCACGGUACGGACUCCCAGCUGUGCCGCACACAUGCUGGUUCCAGACCGGGUGAAACGUGGGCGGACAUUGUUUUCUCUUUUGUCCUUAGCAAGAUCCUGACCCAGAUCAUGGAAAUUGCCACGGCGGAGGAGCUACUCACAGAGCUGGAAGCAUGGCCAGAGCAGGGCCCCUUCGGUGGCAUGUCUACGACUGCGUCGCUGCCUGUUCAGCUGCUAGCCAAGGACUGCACCUGGGCCGAUGAUACAGCUGUGCCAUUGUCUGACGCCAGUCCUUCGGUGUUGGUUGCUAAAUCUCGUCGGCUUGCCUCAAUUGUGCUCGACUACUUCAUCAAACAUGGCAUGCAGCCAAACCUCAAGCCACGGAAAACGGCCUUCAUUAUGGCGGUGCGGGGCCGUGGAGCCAGAAAGGUCCGGCAGACAUGCUUCGAAGGAGGAUUGCGAGCACUUACAUUGAGCGACCUGGACCUCAAGGUCACUAUCGCGGGCCACUACAUACAUCUGGGUGGCCUGGUCAACCCGGAUAUGCGGCUCCAGCAAGAAGCCAGACGGCGCCUGAGCAUGGCAAAGGCGGCUUUCGACUCCGGCAAGGCCCUCCUCUUUGGGAACGAGACGAUCCCCCUCCGGACUCGAGCCUCGCUGUUCAGUACGUCGAUUACGGCGACUUUCUUCAACCUUGCCCUGUGGACGAGGGAGAAUACAGCGUGGGCUAUACUGGACGCGGGCUUCUCCCGGCUACUGCGAGGUCUCCUGGCCAAGCGUUACAAAGGAGACAUGCUCUACAAGGUUGCGACCCCUGCAGUGCACAUACUCACCGGUGUACCUACACUGGAGGCCCUGGCAAGAAAGGCGAGAAUCAGCCUACUCUGUAGUAUGGCACAGACGGCACCCCUUGCACUAUGGGCGGUGCUACAAGGGGAAACGGAAUGGCUUCGAGCGGUACGAGAAGAUCUGGCCUGGCUGACGUCCAGCGCAGGGUCAUGGCCGACUUGUGGCGCUGGCGAUUGGCACCGCUGGCAACAGCUCAUGCGUGAUUCUACGGCAUGGGUCAAGCGGCGCGUGCAUGCCCAGAUGGUGAAGGGCCAGGAUGAGAAGGCCCGCUGCGAGCUCGGCUACACGAGACUGGACAUGCAGGUGCACGGUCGCUGCGCAAAAUACCGCGCGGUGGUUGCUGGAACUUACUGUGGUGCCUGCGGCAAGGAGUUUUGGGCCCGCAACAAGCUGGCGAUCCACUUACGCGACAACCAACAGUGCACAAGGGUCCUACACCAAGAAGGCUACAGGGCCGCCAGCACAGCCCCCGGGCUGGGCAGCAGGGCAUGGCGCCAACAAGCGGAGGAGGACUUCACUCUGGCAGUAUCCCAACAAGUGCGAGACCCGCUGCCAGUCGAGGAGCACCAGGUGUGGGACACCACCAUGGAGCGAGCCUACGCGGAGCUAUGUGACUCACUGCAGACAGAAGGAUUGUCCACGUCGGUGGCUGACAUUGUCCUGCAGAUCCAGGCUGUCUUCGAGCGGUUCCCCCUCUACAUGUACGAGAUGGUGGAGAUUGCAAUGCUGACGGCCACGGAAGCCCGCGAGCUACGAAGUGCUGGAGUUGCGGACUACUGGAGUGACGAGGUCUAUCAGUCGCUCUGCGCAGCCCUGGAACACUUCGAGACACAUCCAUGGAAGGACAGCCCCAGUGAGAACGAGCCUGAGGUGACCACGCUCAGAACCUUCCUGCAGGAGAUCGGGAAUGUGGACUGGGCAGCUCUGUGCCCGUGCUCGAAAGACGUGACCCCUGAUGCUAGCCUUAGCCUGUCGGGCGACUGGGAA